AGGCGGGGCUUCAUAGAAGAUUAUUUCCGUUGUAUUUCUACUUUAAAGUCAGUUGGAUUGACGGUGCAGCUCAGUGGUCGUUGAUGGACCAUCCCUAUGAAGACACAGUGUUACAAUGGGACAGAAUACCUCGGAACAAGAGGUCCAAGAAGACACAUUACCGGACAGAUUUGAUAACUUCAAGACAUUUGUGGAGGAGGAACUACAGACAAGCAUGUCUGUUCCCGUUCCUUUCUUCUCUGCUCAGAUGGUGGGGAUGGUGAUUGGUGCAGGUAUCACCAUAAUCCUCAUUGCCAUCCUCAUUUUCUUCGUCUUGCGGAGGAUCAAGCUUCGAAAUCUAGAGGCUCAGGAAGCACCCAAAUACCGCUUCCGCAAGAGGGAUAAGGUCAUGUUCUAUGGGCGAAAGAUCAUGCGUAAAGUCUCCCAGUCUACCUCUUCCCUGGUGGGUACAUCCUCCUCCUCUCGGCCCCGACUAAAGAAGAAGCAGAAGAUGCUCAACAUUGCCAAAAAAAUCCUGCGUUUCAAGAAGGAGGUACCCACCCUUCAAGCCAAGGAGCCCCCUCCCUCAGUGCUGGAGGCAGACCUCACCGAAUUUGAUGUGGCCAACUCCCACCUCCCGUCCGAGGUGCUUUACAUGCUCAAAAAUGUCCGUGUGCUGGGUCACUUUGAGAAGCCCCUUUUCCUGGAACUGUGCAAGCACAUGGUCUUUCUGCAGUUUCAGCAAGGGGAAUACGUUUUCAGACCAGGCCAACCAGACAGCAGCAUCUACGUGGUUCAGGAUGGAAAACUAGAACUGUGCCUUACUGGAACGGAUGGCAAAGAAAAUGUGGUGAAGGAGGUCUACGCGGGAGACAGUGUCCAUAGCCUCCUCAGCAUUUUGGAUGUCAUCACAGGCCACCAGAAGCCUUACAGAACAGUGUCCGCACGGGCUGCAGAGGUUUCCACUGUUCUCCGUUUACCUGUCGAGGCCUUCCUGUCUAUAUUUGAGACAUACCCUGAGAGUUUAGUGCGAGUAGUUCAGAUUAUCAUGGUUCGUCUCCAAAGAGUAACAGUCCUCGCUCUGCACAACUAUCUGGGGCUGACCAAUGAGCUCUUCAGUAACGAAAUGCAUCCUUCACGUCUGCCGCCACAGACUCCCCACGCUACACGCACCAGUCCUGUUCGCCAUGGCAAACGGUUUGGCAGCCUGACAGUGCCGGAGGAGCAUCGGGAAGCUGCCAUGAAGGGUGAAGCUCAAGGAGGAGGACAAGGAAAAGAUGGAACAGUGCCAACCCUUAGUAGGACCAUCUCCAUGCCUGUGGACAUUUCUGGUAUGCAGAAAGGUCUGAGGUCUGAUUUUGACAUGGCAUAUGAAAGAGGACGGAUUUCUGUCUCUGCAGAAGACGGAAAUACUCCCCCCACCUUUUCUCGGUCUGUAUCUCAGGAACAACGUGAGAGGAAAGUGACAGUAGAUGAGAUUCCAUCAGGCAUCUAUCUGUAUCCCGAAGAAGAGUCAACUGCAGACAACAUGUUUACACCUGUAUCCGGCCGCUCCAGUGCGACUCUGUUUGAGGAAGCUCAGAAAGAGGUUCUCAGACUAAUGAGGAUUGAGGACCCAUCAUUAUUAAGUGGGAAAGUGACUCUGCACCACGCCAAAGCUGGAGCUGUUUUAGCAAGACAGGGAGACCAGGAUGUGAGUCUGCACUUUGUCCUGUCUGGCUGUCUGCACGUGUACCAGCGGAUGAUUGACAAACAGGAGGCCGUCUGCUUGUUUGUGAUUCAUCCCGGAGAGAUGGUCGGCCAGCUGGCCGUGCUCACUGGAGAGCCCCUCAUCUUUACCGUUAAGGCUGUCCGAGACUGUACUUACCUGAAGAUCUCCAAGUCAGAUUUCUACGAGAUCAUGAGAGAGCAGCCCAGCGUGGUGCUGAGUGUGGCCCACACAGUUGCCAUACGCAUGUCUGCUUUCGUCAGGCAGAUGGACUUUGCUAUUGACUGGAUGGCUGUUGAAGCUGGCAGAGCUCUCUACAGACAAGAUGACCAAUCGGACUGCACCUACAUUGUUCUGAAUGGACGUUUACGUUCAGUCAUUCGCAAGGCAAAUGGCAAGAAAGAGUUGGUUGGGGAGUAUGGUAGAGGUGACCUGAUUGGUGUGGUGGAGGCCUUGACCAAGCAGCCCAGAGCCACCACCGUCCACGCCGUGAGAGACACAGAGCUGGUUAAACUGCCCGAGGGAACGUUGAACAACAUCAAAAGACGAUAUCCACAGGUAGUAACAAGGUUAAUCCACCUUUUGGGCCAGAAGAUUCUGGGAAACCUACAACAGGGCCGUGGGCCAUUCUCAGGUUCAGCCCUCAGUUUGCCCAGUAUGGCAACCAGUGCUGAUGUUACUAACCCUGCUAGCAAUCUCUCAACCGUGGCAGUGCUGCCUGUAGGUGAUGAAGUUCCCAUCAAUGCCUUCAACUUGGAGCUUAGCCAUGCCCUCAGUGCCAUAGGGCCCACUCUACUUCUAACCAGUGAAAUAAUCAAAGAGCGCCUGGGUGCUUCUGCUUUGGACAGUAUCCAUGAGUAUCGUCUCUCUGGCUGGCUGGCCCAGCAGGAGGACAUCAAUCGGAUUGUCCUGUACCAGACCGACAGCAGCAUGACCCCAUGGACUCAGCGCUGCAUUCGGCAGGCUGACUGCAUCCUCAUCGUUGGCUUGGGGGACCAGGAACCGACGCUGGGAGAAUUGGAGCAGAUGCUAGAAAACACAGCAGUGCGGGCUUUGAAGCAACUAAUCCUUCUGCACAGAGAGGACGGGCCCGGUCCGUCCAGGACGGUCGAGUGGCUCAACAAUCGCAGCUGGUGCUCUGGACAUCUGCACCUUAAGUGUCCUCGCCGGGUCUUCUCGAGACGUAGUCCCAUUAGACUGAGGGAGGUAUAUGAGAAGGUGUUUCAGAAGACAGCGGAUAGACACAGCGACUUCUCUCGGCUGGCCCGAGUCCUGACCGGCAACAGCAUCGCUCUUGUGCUGGGAGGAGGUGGAGCGAGGGGCUGCUCUCAUGUGGGUGUGAUAAAAGCUAUGGAGGAAGCAGGAAUUCCUAUUGACAUAGUGGGUGGGACAUCGAUUGGCUCAUUCAUUGGUGCGCUGUAUGCUGAGGAGAGGAGUGCCGUUCGAACCAAACAGAGAGCCAGAGAGUGGUCCAAGGCAAUGAAUUCCGUCUUUAAGACAGUCCUGGACCUCACCUAUCCCAUUACCUCCAUGUUUUCUGGUUCUGCCUUCAACACCAGCAUCUAUAAAGUAUUCCAGGACAGACAAGUAGAGGACCUGUGGCUUCCGUACUUCAACGUCACCACUGACAUCACAGCCUCAUCCAUGCGUGUUCAUCAGGAUGGUUGCGCCUGGCGCUAUGUUAGAGCCAGCGCCUCCUACACCCCCUAUUUACCUCCCUUGUGCGACCCCAAGGAUGGCCACUUGCUUGUGGAUGGUUGCUAUGUUAACAAUGUCCCAGGCUCUCUGUGGCGCUAUGUGCGGGCGAGCAUGACCCUUUCAGGGUACCUGCCGCCUCUCUGCGACCCCAAAGAUGGCAACUUGCUAAUGGAUGGUGGCUACAUCAACAACCUGCCAGCGGACAUUGCAAGGAACAUGGGGGCCAGAACAGUCAUUGCCAUCGACGUGGGGAGCCAAGAUGAGACUGACCUUUGUAACUAUGGCGACAGCCUGUCCGGCUGGUGGUUGCUGUGGAAACGGAUCAAUCCCUGGGCAGAGAAAGUAAAGGUGCCAGACAUGGCAGAGAUCCAGUCGCGGCUGGCGUACGUGUCUUGUGUGCGGCAGUUGGAGGUGGUGAAGAAGAGCGCGUACUGCGAGUACAUCAGGCCACCGAUUGACCGCUUCAAAACCAUGGACUUUGGCAAGUUUGAUGAAAUCUAUGAUGUGGGCUUCCAGCAUGGCAAGUUGUUAUUCACCGGCUGGGCUCGAGGUGACAUUAUCGAGAACAUGCUGAAGGAUCAUCGUUCGGCCGACUACAACGACAGCAAGAGAACUGAUUCCUGCACGUGUCCAGGAGCUGACUUCACUGACCUUGCAGAGAUUGUUUCCAGGAUAGAGCCUGUCCAGACCUACGUAGCCACAGAAGCGGAUGAGUCGGACUGUCUGACAGAGUACGAGGAAGAUGGGAUGGACACGGUGAGAGAGGAAGAGGGGGAAGAGGAGGAGGACGAGGCAGACGACCCUGAAGACCACUCCCCCGGAGAGUGGGGACAGAAUGGGAUCUUUCAGACUGAUGAGGAGAAAUCUGUGCGGCAACGCAGGAAACUGGCCAGCGAUUCCAACACCUCUGAAGUGUCAGACUGCUAGCAGCGGGCCUCGGAGGAGUCGAGGAACAAAAACAAUGGUUAAGCUACGGGUCCAUAAAUUGUCUUCAGAUGUGUGUGCUAUCCCCAGCCUCCGUAACUUCUGAAACUCUGGAAUCACGUUGUUGUUUUUGCAGAGAACCACUUUUCAUUGAUUAAGGUGUUGAACAAGUUGGAUUGAGUGGCUUCCCAGUGAUGUACACGAUGAGGAUUUCCUCUCCCACACUUUUACUUGUCACCAACAAACCAAACUAAUGCGUUGCCAGAAUCUGUGCCAGAACAAAGGACUGGCGGUCCGAACUUCAUUUCAGGGCACCGCGUUCCAUUUGUUUCUCUAAAUUUUCAUGUGAGUCUUUAAUAUCAAUACAGGUGUCCCGCACGCCAUCGCUGAGGAUGGGACACAGCGUCCGUGUCUUUUGUAAAAUGGUGAAUUUGAAGUGGUAGUAACACACGAGAAAGAGCAGUAAGGAGUGCAGACAGUAGGUAUUAAGAGCUAUUAUAGUUUAUUUUAGAUACCAGUUAGAAGUUUGGUAGAAGAUGCGGUUAAAAAAAAGAAAUAAUAAUAAAAAUAUGACUGUUUGUUCAAUGAACAAAGGCUUGGCCAGUACACAGGAGGAUGGACCAGAUGGAUCAAUAUACUGUACAGAAUGUUGAAAUAGAAGUUUAAAAAAAAAAAACUGUAGGCAAGGAAAAAGUGCAUCAUUGAGCAAAGAGUUGAUUUUAUUUAUUUAUUUAUACGUACACGCUGUAGACUGAACUAGAAUUGCUGUCUGGUAGGUAGAUUAAGCCAAAUAGGUGGAUCGAGCUGUAAAUGGAAAUGAGGACAAAUGAGACGAUGUUGGUGUGUGAAUGAUAACUAUACGUAUGUUGGUGGUUGAAACUUUUUAUUUGCGGUGACUCCAGAUUUAAAUGACACCUUCUCAACCACUGUUCAAAGGGCCCGGUGAAUGUGAUUGUGGUAUCCCGGACCGACACUAGCACACUGUAAACAGUUGUGUUUCUGCCCCUGUUUGCACAAGAUCACACAGUACACGGUACACCUGAGUGUGACUUGACAUUUGUGACGAAAAAAAAACUCUGAGUGAAUGACGAGGUGUAUUUAAGACUAUAUUUCAGACCGUGGAUUUCAGAUAAUCUCCAUAACCAUGCCAGUGAAUUAUUGUUUAAAAUGAAUAAAUAGACAUCUGUUAUUUUGACAUGACAAAAUACAGAGUAAUCCUAAACUUCCAAUGGAGAGAAAUUCACAUCCAGUGUCUCUUAAGUCAUAUGGACUUCUUGUAGAAAUUGUAACAAGAUUAUAAUAUUAUACCAUAAACAAUGUUAAUAUAUGUAUAUGAAGUAGAUUUUUUUAAGUUGAUGCUUUGCUGCAGAACAAGGGAAACUACAGCUAAAAAAAUGAGAGGGAGGGUGAUGAUGUCUGUUGACAAUUGCCACAUUUUGCUUUUACUUUCUUUUAAUUUAUGUGUUCACUAAUAGCUUUUUCAAUUGGGAGGAGAGGGAUGUCCUAUUUAAUUAACUUAGCUUUAGCUGUUUUGCACUGAAAUGUUUGAAUUAUUCCUUCCUCAGAAGAUAUCUGGUUUAAUAUUUGCCAUCUGGCUUGAUAUACCAAGGGAAUUUAAGGAAUAAAGAGAUGCAUUUAAAAUGCAUAUUUGAAAAUAAAAGUAAUAAGCACCCUGA
Molecule: messenger RNA, 5985 nt
Organism: Cololabis saira (Pacific saury)
Lineage: Eukaryota; Metazoa; Chordata; Actinopteri; Beloniformes; Belonidae
Gene: pnpla6
Product: patatin-like phospholipase domain containing 6
Exons: 37
Coding region: 116-4312 (1398 amino acids)
Biological process (GO): phosphatidylcholine metabolic process
Cellular component (GO): endoplasmic reticulum
Molecular function (GO): phosphatidylcholine lysophospholipase A1 activity
Source: RefSeq, a predicted model, not a curated record